AUGGGCAUGGAGGGCAUGGAGGGCAUGGAGGGCAUGGAGGGCAUGGAGGGCAUGGAGGGCAUGGAGGGCAUGGAGGGCAUGGAGAGAGCAUGGUAG
Molecule: messenger RNA, 96 nt
Organism: Pyricularia pennisetigena
Lineage: Eukaryota; Fungi; Ascomycota; Sordariomycetes; Magnaporthales; Pyriculariaceae
Exons: 2
Coding region: 1-96 (31 amino acids)
Source: RefSeq, a predicted model, not a curated record